This is a messenger RNA of Schizosaccharomyces cryophilus OY26, 3139 nucleotides long. Its product is annotated as Tea1 anchoring protein Mod5. NCBI's taxonomy places the organism in Eukaryota, Fungi, Ascomycota, Schizosaccharomycetes, Schizosaccharomycetales, Schizosaccharomycetaceae. The coding region runs from base 851 to 2380 and encodes 509 amino acids. The record is from RefSeq and is a predicted model, not a curated record. The transcript has 2 exons.
UUCGUCUGCUAGUAAAAGUUUGGUAAAUUCUAUGGUCAGUCUUUGACGGACAAAAGACAGACAAUGAACGAAAUCAGCAAAUUAUCAGACUUCUCUUUUUGUUGAAAGAAAGACAAAUCUUGAGAUAAUUAUUUAGAAAAUUCGUCCGAAGAAAGAUACAAAAGGGAAAAAGCAUACCCUCUCAUUUGCUAACUGCUUCCUCUAUAGCUAUAAAGAAACAAGCCAAUAUCUUCUUUUUUAUUAAUAAUCCAAACUAGUGAAAAUCUGUACAAAUUCUCGUUCAUUUCAUUAGCCGUUUGUCGUUUGUUUUCCUGAAAACGCGACUUUCGAGGAAUAGUAAGCCGAUCUACCUUUUCAUGCCAGCAAGGAGGGUACACUAUGUGUAUUCUUUCUUGGAACGCCCAUCAAGUGACUUUAAGUAAUUUUUAAGAAGGAAAGAAGACGUUGACUUUCGCCGGUCAUAAUGUCUGUUUUACGCGUCUUUUCCGUACGUUUAAGAGUUCCCAGAAGAUAUAUAUAUACUUUUGUUUCAUUAUUUUUCUUUCCAAGUGGGAUCACUCCUUGAAAACACAUUUCUUCACAAAACCUUUCAACAAAGUCGUUUUGUAAGAGAAUACACACUCUUCAUUAAUUGAACAAAAUUUGGGCCAUUUAUUAUUCAAAAUAUUUAAAUCCUUUUUUAUUUUACUAGUUCCCUUGCUCCAAUUUGUUUUUUUGUCUAAAGGCCUUCGCCUAAGGUGAGACGCGCAUUCUUUCAGUAAACCAUAUAGAAUUGAAAAUACUCCAAAUCUCACGUUCUUUUGCUAGUUUUGCUUUCUAAAAAACUCUGUCUUUUAUAUCCCUUUCUUGUAUGUCUGUUUUAGCCCCGAAUUCUUCAAUCCCUUCCUUUUGGAGAACAAACUUUCAAGAUAAGUAUCGAGAAUCAAGACCAAGAACAACAACCGCUCUCCCACCUGAUGAUCUGUCGGAUGUCGACGAAGUUCCGAAUGCUAGUCAGCAUGAUGUUUCUCCGGUAAAAACAGAGUUUCUUUCAGACGUUUCUGAUGGACCCAUCACAAAUGAACAAGGACGAGAGUCACCUCUUAACCCAUAUAAUUUCAUAAGGAGGCCUUUUACUUCGUCGGGCCCUAGCUCCACCUCAGUCCCUAUGCACUCUUUCACUUCUCCAAACAAAGAAAUUAUCGAUCUGAACUCUCCUUCAUUACACCAAGAAAGAAGCUUUUCGUUUUUUCCGAACGAUCAAAUUAAUCGAGAAUCUUUACCCAAUAGUAUGUUUGCCAUUCCUACUACAAAUCUCAAAUCCAACUACCGAGCUUUUGAUGUUGGUACCGAAACAAGAAGGCACUAUCUGGAGCUUUCUCAGAUUCAAAAUCGUCAGCGAUAUGCCAACCGGAUCAAGAGUGCGUCUCCAGCUUUGUUAGAUACAUCUACUCUGGACUCGAGGCUGAAUUUUACUAUGGAAAGGUUGGAACGAUCUAUCGCGCAGCUUUCAAAAAAUACAAUGCGUGCUGUUUCCCAUUUGGAAAACCCUCCUCGUGAUAUCCCUAUACCCAAAAUUAACAGCAAGCAUGCUGCUUGGCCAUUGCAACAGUCAGCUGCGUUGCCAGCUGAUUCAUCAAAAUCGAGACCUUAUUCUGUUCCCGCGCCCUCUCCCUCCCAAUCUGAAGAGUACGAAGCCAUGAAAUCUGCUGCUACGUACUCACCUGCUCGAACCCUCAAUAAACAGAAUCCCCCAGAAUCACCUAUGCCGCCGUUACCUUCAAAUCCUACUUCUCCGUCUGCAGAGAAACAAGAGAAGCAGGUAAUAAAUUCGGGUAUGCAUUCUCCAAACGUCCAUGAGCCCAAUUUCCACCCUGCUGACGAUGCUAGUACUGCAUCUUCAGACGCCAUUUCCCGUUCGGUUCAUUCCUUUCAACCUCUUCCAAACAGUAGUGAUUUAUUUUUCAAACUUCACUUAAGCAGCGUUGAUAAUGAUAUAGACAGUAGCCAUCAACAAGAUGUUUCUGUAUCUAAUUCUUAUAACCCUUCCUCACGUAACGAAUUUACCGACUCGCCUGCUCCUUACGUGCGUGAAAAUUCUCAGCUCUUGAAGAGUUCUCCAUUCCGUGGAACCUCGAAAUCAAAUGCUAAUCCUUCCCCUCAAGAAGAUGUUUCUAUUGUUUCCGAUUACAAUAAUUCGCUUCACCAUAAAUCUAUCCAUCCUCAAACACGAGAAAAGGAUAUAAUUACUUCAAAUCCUGAGCUUCGAAGUUUCGCAGCGACUGAGUCAGCAGCCCCUCGACCGGCAUCGUCAAAGCAGCAAACUCCAAAAGCGUCUGACCAAGCUCCCAAAAAAAAGAAAAAAUCAAAGCUAGAAAAGCUCUGCUGUAUUAUAGCAUGAUGACGGGAUUUGAAUUAUGCGUGAUAUUGACAAAUUGUACGAAUUCAUAAUUCAUUAAGGCGUAAUAAAGUAUCAUGUCUGGCGGUUUUGUUCAAUAUCAGUAAUGAAGAGUGAUUUAAAUUUUAAAUCGUCUUGUGUUCUCUCAAGCAUUAGUUAAUUAUCAUCACCAACAGGGUAAUACUGAUGCAGAUGCUGUGAAAAAAAAGAAAAGUUUAGUCAUGAAUGAAUUGAUGAAUUGGAAACCUUAGAACAAGAAGUCGUUUUAUUUGUAGUUAUAAGACAACUCGCACUCUCAAUUUUGGCUUCCACUAGGCAUGAAUUGAAACGUGUAUAAAUGGGAUUAAGCCCUCGAUGGGAAUGAACAUUUAUUAUGGACAACAUGGCAUAAAAAAAGAACCAUUUGAAGUGUGUUUUGCUUUACAAGUCAAGAUGAAUACUCAAGGGUCCCUUUUAAAUUAAAUAGACUAUAAAAAAAAAGCUUAUAAAGGAAUAAAAACUAACCUUAUAUGAUCUUUUUUACAAAUUUCUUACUUCCUUUAUAAGCAUUUUUGCCUUUGGAUAUGGUGGUCAACUUUAGAUCAGAUAUUUCUGAUUGAUCGAUAAUCAGGCAAAACUUAUAUAUUUGAAGUUACGAUCUAAUCUAAAAGUAGUUUUACCACCGAAUCUCUCUUAAUAUCACCUUGCACCUCUCCAGUUCAAUCCUUUCCUGUGGGCUACUAAAAGAUCUAAUUUCUACCAACGACUUUUAUAAUAACCAAC